Molecule: messenger RNA, 2693 nt
Organism: Anopheles coluzzii
Lineage: Eukaryota; Metazoa; Arthropoda; Insecta; Diptera; Culicidae
Gene: Men
Product: NADP-dependent malic enzyme
Exons: 3
Coding region: 191-2284 (697 amino acids)
Biological process (GO): pyruvate metabolic process; malate metabolic process
Cellular component (GO): mitochondrion
Molecular function (GO): NAD binding; malate dehydrogenase (decarboxylating) (NAD+) activity; malate dehydrogenase (decarboxylating) (NADP+) activity
Source: RefSeq, a predicted model, not a curated record
GGGUAAAGAUUUCACCAAGAUAGUUGGGCAAAAGGGAGGUGCGCGAGUGUGUCUCCGGUGCAACUUCUGUGUCUGCGUCUGUGUGUAUAUUCGUCUGUGAUACUCUGUAGUGUGUGUGCUCCCGUGUGUGUGUUUGUGCACAAUCAGAUCAGAAUUCCAUUUCCUUCCCACAUCCGAGGCAGGCCGGGACAUGGCAACAACCGUAUUCAACGGCUACCCAAUCAUGCAAAGUAGAUGUCAGCCUGAGAUGGAUAGCAGCAGCAGCAGCAGCAGCAGCAACGCGACGAAGCAGUCGGCGGCGAAGGAAAAACCGAGCGCACCGUCACGGCACCGCGUAGUAGGUAAUGAGCUGCAGAGCGUGAAACAGCAACCGUCCCAGCGACAGCAGGAGCCUUCCCGUGUGCCGGACCGCGCCGAAGCAAACCAAGUGCCGACAUACUACUCGCAACCAGGAGCCAUCGGUGACAGACGCAGCCGGACCGCAGACAGGACCGCACCAACCAACAGCAGCAGCAGCAGCAGCAGCAGCAGCAUCGCCAGCAGCAACAUCAGCAUGAGCACGCCAUCGUUCAACCGUGACCGUCUUGGGCAGUGGGCCGCCGAAUCCGACGGCGAAAUCGCGGGUUCAAUCGCUGGCUUCGAUCGACUCCGCAAUGGAAAGUUCAAUAAGGGUCUGUCCUUCAGCAUCGAGGAGCGGCAGGUGCUGGGCAUCCACGGGCUGAUGCCGGCGAUCGUCCGCACGGAGGAGGAGCAGGUGCAGCACUGCCUGGAGCUGCUGAAGCACUACACCGACCCGCUGAACAAGUACAUCUACCUGAUGGGGCUGCUGGAUCGGAACGAGCGGCUGUUCUACCGCGUGCUUGCCUCGAACAUCGGCGAGAUGAUGCCGCUGGUCUACACGCCGACGGUCGGGCUGGCCUGCCAGAAGUACAGCCUGGUCUACCAGCAGCCAAAGGGCAUGUACAUCACGAUCAACGACAAGGGCCACGUGUACGAGGUGCUGAAGAACUGGCCGGAAAGUGACGUGCGCGCGAUCGUGGUGACGGACGGCGAGCGCAUCCUCGGGCUGGGCGAUCUGGGCGCGAACGGCAUGGGCAUCCCGGUCGGCAAGCUCGCGCUGUACACGGCCCUGGCCGGCAUCAAGCCGAGCCAGUGCCUGCCGGUGACGCUGGACGUCGGCACCAACACGCAGUCGAUCCUGGACGAUCCGCUGUACGUGGGGCUGCGGCAUCGGCGCGUGACCGGCCCGGCCUACGACGAGUUCGUGCAGGAGUUUAUGGAGGCGGCGGUGCGCCGGUUCGGCCGCAACUGUCUGAUCCAGUUCGAGGACUUUGCCAACUCGAACGCGUUCCGGUUUCUGGACCAGUACCGCCACGACUACUGCACGUUCAACGACGACAUCCAGGGCACGGCGUCGGUCGCGGUGGCCGGGCUGCUCGCCUCGCUGCGCAUCACCCGCACCAAGCUGGCGGACAACCGCGUGCUGUUCCAGGGGGCGGGCGAGGCCGCCCUCGGCAUCGCCCAGCUGUGCGUGAUGGCGAUGAAGCGGGACGGGCUGACGGAGGAGGAGGCCCGCCAGCGCAUCUGGCUCGUCGACAGCAAGGGGCUGAUCGUGAAGGACCGGCCGACCGGCGGCAUCAGCGGCCACAAGCAUCUGUUUGCGCACGAGCACGCCCCGGUCGGUACGCUGCUGGAGGCGGUGCGGGAGCUGAAGCCGACGAUACUGAUCGGUGCGGCCGCCAUUGCCGGCGCGUUCACGCCCGAGGUGCUGCGCACGAUGGCCGCGAACAACGAGCGGCCGGUCAUCUUCGCCCUGUCCAACCCGACCAGCAAGGCGGAGUGUACGGCGGAGCAGGCGUACGAGCAUACGGACGGGCGGGCGGUGUUCGCCUCCGGCUCGCCGUUCGCCCCGGUCACGCUCGGCGACCGGACGUUCCACCCGGGGCAGGGCAACAACUCGUACAUCUUUCCGGGCGUCGCGCUCGGCGUGCUGUGUGCCGGCGCGUCCACCAUCCCGGAGGAGAUCUUCCUGCUGUCCGCCCAGCGGCUCGCCGAGAUCGUGACGGACGACGACCUGGAGCGGGGCAGCCUGUACCCGCCGCUGGAAAACAUCAAGGACUGCUCGAUCAAGAUCGCGACCCACAUCAUGGCGUACGCGUACGCGGAGGGGCUGGCCUGCACGCAACCGGAGCCGGACGACAAGGAGGCGUUCGUGCGCGCCCAGAUGUACGACGCGAGCUACAAGCCCGCCGUCCCGUCCGUGUACGCCUGGCCGAAGCUGUAAGAAGGAAUGGCGCAAUAGGAGAGAAGGGGAGAGAGAGAGAGAGAGAGCGCUCACCGAGUUUCCAAUUCUGUGUUUUGGUUGCUACUGUUUUGGCGCGUUGUUUGUUUUUGAUUUUUGUUUUAUUUUUUAAUUAACUCUCGCGGUGUUAGAUCAGUGGUUUUUUUUUGUUUUGUUUGUAGUGUGGGAUGCAAUCCCCCCCCCCCCCCCUUUCUUCCCUUUCAGUUUAAAUGUGUCCGUUACACACGUUACGUAGUGUUAUUUUGAAACUUUUUUUGUUAUAUCGUGUCCCUUUUUCUUGCUUAACCUGCUUUUCUCUCCUCCGGCUCCCGUACCUUGUGCUUCGAGGAUUUGUGUAUAACACAUCGCUUGUGAGCGUGAAGCAUCGAACAAAAAAAAAAAGAAACAUCCA